GGCAUGCAGUGACUUACAAAUUUAUAUUUUGAUAGUGAAAAACCCAAUUUAGCUUCAGAGAAAAUUGUUUUUCGAUGUAGGGAAAAAAUGCAGUGGCUAUUUAAAAUCCUAGUUGCUUUCUUAAUUUACUGGGAAAUUAUAAAUUAUGUUUGCAGUUUUCAGACUUGUCCGGAGAAUAUGAUCUCUUAUGCAUUAGACGAGAAUUCGACCAACUGGACUUGUGACUGCUUUGCAUCUUAUUUAUAUUUUUCUAAAAGUGAUUCUUGUUACGAGCCUUACAAGCAAGGACCCUGUCCUCCUGAAAACUACCUGGUGCUUCCUCCUGGGGAAAUACUCGCAAGAUGUGAAAAAAAUCCUUGUCUUGAAGAUGGUCUCGUUCCGUUUGAAGGAGCCUGUUCUCGUCUAAAUGAGCAUUGUGGGCUGCAUGAAUAUAAUUAUCUAAUAGUUGACCAAACUGAUUUUAAAAUUUCAUGCGAUCUACCAGUCCUUCAUGCAGUUAUAACUGCCCCUGGCAAAACUUGUCCAAAUGGAAGUCGGAGAAGUGCUACAGGAAUGUGUAGAAAAGUUUUACAGUGAAAUAUUGGAUAUAAAAAUAAUUAUAAACAGCGGUGAUAUCAACAAAAAGGAACGAAGGAGAAGGAAAGGGAGGGGUUGGUGUGUAGGGAAUGGUUAGGAUCUUAAGAGGAUAUCAGGAGGAUAAGGAGUAUUAGAAAGGAGUAGGGAAAGGAUAGGAGUAGAAAGAAGAUGAAAAGGGUUGAAGUGCAAAGAAGAUGUAAAGAAAUAGAUGGGUUUAAGCGGAAGGAAAAGGAGGCAAGGAGAAGUUUGGAGAACGGAUUAAGAGAAGAAAUGUGGAAACAAAUAAGGGACAUCCAUAAAUUACAUAAGGUGCAUUUUUUGAAAUUGUCAACCACACUAUCGCAUGUAAGAUCUCAUGAGAUUUUGUACUAACCCCCCCUCCCCACUAAUCUUACUAAGAUACUUUGUUCCUUUAAAAAAAUUGUAACAUUAAUGUAAUUAUCUUUUGAAA
Messenger RNA from Belonocnema kinseyi, 1027 nucleotides. RefSeq lists its product as uncharacterized. The transcript is spliced from 2 exons. The record is from RefSeq and is a predicted model, not a curated record. Bases 88 to 576 code for a protein of 162 amino acids. Lineage: Eukaryota; Metazoa; Arthropoda; Insecta; Hymenoptera; Cynipidae.